AUGACCGGCUUGCCGAACCAGUCGGCAAGUCGAGUUGAUCGUGUUGUAAGUCGUAUUGCAAGUAGAGUAACUUCGCGUUCUACCAUUAACCCUGGGCCACCGCCGGAUGGCGGGUUGAGGGCUUGGUUAUGUGUCUUUGGCACCUUCCUCGUCGUUAUGAACACAUGGGGCAUGAUCAACUCAUUUGGCGCUUUCCAGAGCUACUACAUCACACAACUCAACCGCAGCCCCUCGGACAUAUCCUGGAUCGGUUCCAUAGAUAUAUUUUUCCUCUUCUUCAUCGGCACCUUCACCGGCCGCCUCACAGAUGCGGGCUACUUCCGGUCCGUAGCGAUAGUCGGCUCCGUCCUCGUCGUCGCCGGAACCCUGUCGGCGUCAGCAUGUACACAAUAUUGGCAGCUUCUGCUAGCUCAGGGGGUCUGCGUCGGCCUGGGAAACGGAUGCCUGUUCUGUCCCGCUGUUGCCCUCGUCUCGACGUACUUUGCCAAGCGACGCUCCUUUGCCAUUGGAAUCACGGCGUGCGGGAGCGGUGCGGGAGGCGUGAUCUUUCCUAUCGUUAUUCGGGAGAUGCUGCCGCGGGCCGGAUUCGGCUGGACGAUGAGGACGCUCGGGUUCAUCCAGGCCGCCGCGCUUGUCACCGCUCUUUUUUGCCUCAAGCCGCGGGUGCCGCCUCGUAAGACGGGGAGCUUUGUGGAGUUGGCGGCCUUCAAGGACUUGGACUAUUCGUUCUAUGCCGCAGGGGCAUCUCUGUUCUUCUGGGCGUCGUACAUUGUCUUCUUCUUCCUAGCUGCAUAUGCACGCGACAUCCAGGGCGUCUCCUACGAUCAAUCCCUCGACCUCCUCAUGAUCACAAACGGCGUCGGCAUCGUCGGCCGCCUGCUCCUGAACCACCUCGCAGACCACGUCGGUAAUCUGACAAUGUUCGUCCCCACUAUCGGCGCCGCUGCGCUCCUGGCGUACUGCUGGGCGCCCAUCGCCUCACGGGCGGGUCUUUAUGUCUGGGCUGCGCUGUGCGGCAUCGCCCUCGGCGGCAUCCAGGCGCUCUUUCCCUCUGCGCUAGCGUCGCUGACGGCCGAUCCGCAGAAGCAGGGGGCGCGCAUCGGUAUGGUGUUUACGAUUGUGAGCGUAAGCGUGUUGACAGGGCCGCCGAUUGCCGGGGCACUGAUUUCUGCGAUGGGGGGCCGGUAUCUAGGUGCGCAGAUGUUCGCGGGGAGUAGUUUGACCCUGGGGAUGGUGUUUAUAUUCUUGGCGAGGGAGGCGAAGCGGAAGAGGAUGGGAGAAUCGUUUUGGGCAAAGGUCUAG
This is a messenger RNA of Colletotrichum godetiae, 1302 nucleotides long. RefSeq names its product major facilitator superfamily domain-containing protein. Gene Ontology annotation, biological process: transmembrane transport. The transcript has 4 exons. NCBI's taxonomy places the organism in Eukaryota, Fungi, Ascomycota, Sordariomycetes, Glomerellales, Glomerellaceae. Gene Ontology annotation, cellular component: membrane. Bases 1 to 1302 code for a protein of 433 amino acids. Gene Ontology annotation, molecular function: transmembrane transporter activity. The record is from RefSeq and is a predicted model, not a curated record.